AUGUCGGAUAAAAAGUCCUCUUUCCACCCGGCUUUUACUGUUUCCAACAUUAAGAGCAACAUUCCAAUUACUCUUGAAUUGGACAAUGCUGCAUACUCCACUUGGGCGGAACUUUUCAAAAUUCACGCUCGAUCUCACAAGGUUCUCAACCAUAUUAUUGUUCCGAAAAAGAAGGUCGCUGCCCCUUCAACCGAUGAGGAAAAGGAGCUAUGGUCGACAUUGGAUGCAUUGGUUCUUGGGUGGAUAUAUUCGACCAUUUCGAAGGAUCUUUUACAAACAAUUAUUGAACCGGAUUCUACGGCAAUGGAGGCUUUGGAAAUAUUGCGUGAUAUUUUCCGAGAUAAUCAAAACUCUAGAGCCGUAACCCUUGAACAAGAAUUCUCCAACACAAAAAUGGAGGAUUUUCCUAACGCCUCGGCGUACUGUUAA
Molecule: messenger RNA, 429 nt
Organism: Chenopodium quinoa (quinoa)
Lineage: Eukaryota; Viridiplantae; Streptophyta; Magnoliopsida; Caryophyllales; Amaranthaceae
Exons: 1
Coding region: 1-429 (142 amino acids)
Source: RefSeq, a predicted model, not a curated record